This is a messenger RNA of Hibiscus syriacus, 1232 nucleotides long. RefSeq lists its product as uncharacterized. The transcript is spliced from 3 exons. NCBI's taxonomy places the organism in Eukaryota, Viridiplantae, Streptophyta, Magnoliopsida, Malvales, Malvaceae. The record is from RefSeq and is a predicted model, not a curated record. The coding region runs from base 276 to 1145 and encodes 289 amino acids.
AGCAAUCUCUGCCUUCCUUCAAUCGGAGAAAGCAUUGGAGACAGAGCUACCAGUUGGUGAAAACACUAACUUCGCGAGUGAUGAUGAGACCGAUGCUAUAAGCAGAACUCCUUCGGGAGAGGCUCUGAUCAUAGUGGAAUUAAAAGAUACCAAUGUCCCUGCUGCUGAAUCUGUCAAGGAGGAAGGUUUUGACAUUAAUAGAUCUAGUGAAAUUACUGGUUUGAAGAGUGAACUAAAAAAUUUCCUGAAGAAAGCUGAAGAAAUGACUGCUACUGAUGUCUCACAUAGCUGAAAAUCAAGAGAGUAGUGCACAAUCUCAUUCUGCUACUGCUGAAACCGAUGCUCAAAAGAUACCUGAAAUCCAGCAGAGCUUUUGUAGCAGCACUGUUACCUCAGGAACUCCAUUUGGUGGACCUGCACCAGGAAACAAAUUUGAAGAUAUGUGCAGGGCUGAAGCUGCUGAUGCAGCAGGAAGAGGGAUGUUUGAUCAAGAAAGGUGUGAAGAUCCAAAUCCAGGAAAUGAACACUGUAUUCAUGAAUCUGUAUUAGUAUAUGAGGGGAAUACUGGAUUGGUGAAAAAUGCUGAAGAGAAAAAGAUACAUGAUGAUUAUUUUGAAAAUGAGUCUUCCCUGUCCUCAAAUAGAACAGGCACGGUUGAUGAUUCUAACUUGGUUGAAUCUAGAAUGGUAGGUUCUGAAAACAGAGGUAGCAAAGCCGUUUGUUCUGAGAUAGCUUCUCUGGCUGAUGUUUUUUCUUCUGCUAACCAUGCUGGCAAAAUUUCAAGUCGUAUGGAGCUUAAGAAGGUAUUGGAGAUGCAAGAACCUUCUGGAAACAUGAACUCUAUAAACUAUAAUUUGGAUGCUGAAGGAAUCAGUACUCCAGUUGUGGAAGACCAAAUAAAAGGGAAAUUAGAAAAUGCCAAUAUGGCUAUUGCCGACUCAGUUGAGGAGGUAAUUUUCAAUGAUCUCCUGAAUGAACUUGGUGAAAGUAUUGGUUUGAAGAGAGGAUCAGGAACUCCUUUGAAGACAUCUGAAAAACUGAGUGCUAAUAUGUUAUCUAAUGGAGAACAAAUUAUACUCACAGAGAGUUCUGUGAAAGCUGAAAGCAAGAACAUAGAACUGCGAUUGACGUUGCUGCUGCAAUAAAUGGUACACCAAACACUACAGGAAUGAAGUGUAGAUCAAGAAGUGAUACUGCUAAUCGCAGAACUUCAGAUGGACUUGUACCACAAG